GCACUUCUAUACCAAAAUGAUUAUCACGCGCGGAAUUUCCCUUAUUAACUUCGGAGUCGCCUCGUCGGCACUCGCCUUCCAAGUCUUUGUCCUAUACCCGUGGCACAACCAGCUCGACGACGAGUUCAAGGCCCUCAAGCAGGAGCAUAUCCGAGUUUUGCAGAAGUUUGAACAGAAGGCGGUUCAAUAAAUGGUUCAAGGGAGAGGUUUAUCAUUGAGACCUGAUAGCUUCAUCCAGUUGACGGGGCAAGAUGGCAUAGAAUAGAGGAUAGAUGGUCGCAUCGCUUGUGGUUUGCUAUCGAAUUUAGCCUU
Molecule: messenger RNA, 312 nt
Organism: Aspergillus steynii IBT 23096
Lineage: Eukaryota; Fungi; Ascomycota; Eurotiomycetes; Eurotiales; Aspergillaceae
Exons: 1
Coding region: 17-190 (57 amino acids)
Source: RefSeq, a predicted model, not a curated record